AUGGACCCAGAAGCAACCCCAGUGUAUCUGGAUUACUCCCUUGCUGCCAGCCCAGAGCCUGCUGCUGAGGACGGAGACUCUGGCGCUCCUUCUAUAGCUUUCUUCCUUCCUGUUUUUUACACGGUUGUGUUCCUGAUGGGCGUGUUGGGGAAUCUCGUCCUCAUGGGUGCUCUGCAGUUCAAACGGGGCAGCCGAAGACUGAUUGAUAUUUUUAUCAUCAACCUGGCUGCCUCUGACUUCAUUUUCCUCAUCACCUUGCCCCUCUGGGUGGAUAAGGAGGCGUCUUCAGGACAGUGGCGGACAGGCGCUUUUCUGUGCAAAGGCAGCAGCUACGUGAUCUCAGUCAACAUGCACUGCAGUGUCUUCCUGCUCACCUGCAUGAGUGUGGACCGCUACCUGGCCAUCAUGUGCCCGGCUGUAUCCAGGAAGGUCAGGAGGAGAGAGUGUGCGUACAGAGUCUGUGCCAGCGUGUGGGUCAUCUCCUGCCUUCUGGGCUUGUCGACUCUUCUGUCCAGAGAGCUCACCUUUCUUGAUGGGAAGCCGUACUGUGCGGAGAAGCAGCCCACUGCAAUGAAACUGACCUGGGCCCUGGUGGUUUUAAUCCUCACCUUCUUUGUCCCUCUGGUGAGCAUUGUGACUUGCUACUGCUGCAUCACAAGAAAGCUGUGUGCGCACUACCGGCAGUCAAGAAAACACAACAGAAAGCUGAGGAAAUCCAUCAAGAUCAUCUUGAUUGUUGUGGUGGCCUUUGUCCUCUCUUGGCUACCCUUCAACACGUUCAAGCUCCUGACCCUUGUCUCCAGCUUGCAGCAGGAGUCGGACUCUUCCUCAGCCUUUCUCCAGCAGGGCAUGACGGUCUGCGGCCCCCUGGCCUUCGCUAACAGCUGCGUCAAUCCCUUCAUCUACUACACCUUUGACAGCUACAUCCGCCGGGCCGUUGUGCGGUGUGUGUGCCCUUGCCUGAAGGACGACGACUUGGCCAGCAGCACGGACACCUCCGAUAGUCACCUCACGAAGGUUCUCUCCAACUUUGUCCAUGCGGAGGAUUCUGUCAGAAGGAGAAAGAGGUCUGUAUCCCUCUAG
Molecule: messenger RNA, 1083 nt
Organism: Erinaceus europaeus (western European hedgehog)
Lineage: Eukaryota; Metazoa; Chordata; Mammalia; Eulipotyphla; Erinaceidae
Gene: GPR15
Product: G protein-coupled receptor 15
Exons: 1
Coding region: 1-1083 (360 amino acids)
Biological process (GO): G protein-coupled receptor signaling pathway; immune response
Cellular component (GO): membrane
Molecular function (GO): G protein-coupled receptor activity
Source: RefSeq, a predicted model, not a curated record